GUUGUGGCCGUAUUAUUCAAGCUUUCUGCCCUUGCCAGUGACUCGAACAAAUACUUACCUGUAAGGCGUUUUCGCUCUAACGCUGCGUCAAAAAUCUGCAGCACUGCACUUGACUUAGGAGUCGAUUUGCCAUUCUGAUUCGAGGGUCAUUUUCAAAAAUGAAGGAUAAAACAACUUUGAAUCAGGUUGAUGUUGCAUUUUUGCGAGCUGCAAGAGCUGGAAACCUUGAGAAGGUUCGAAACUUUUUGAAUGAGGAAGGAGAUAUACACACAUGCAAUGCUAAUGGCCUGAAUGCUCUACAUUUGUCAUCAAAGGAGGGCCAUGUUGAGGUUGUUCAGGAGCUAUUAAAGCGAGGAGCAGGAGUGAACUUUACAACCAAGAAAGGCAACACAGCGUUGCACAUUGCUUCACUUGCAGGACAAAAACCAGCUGUAGAAGUCUUGUUAAAAUCAGGGGCUUCUGUGAACUCCAAAGCUCAGAAUGGCUUCACGCCGCUGUACAUGGCAGCGCAAGAAGGUCAUGUUGAUGUUGUAAGAACUCUUCUUCUUGAAGGAGCAAACCAGCAGUGCACAACUGAGGAUGGUUUUACUGCAAUUGAUGUGGCUGUCCAGCAGGGACAUGAGAAAGUUGUUGCUGCCCUUCUCCAUAAUGACUCUAGAAAAGGCUACCGUUCCCUUCAUACUGCAGCAAGGAAGGACUUUGCUAAGGCUGCUAAACUUUUGCUUCAGAAAGAUCACAAACCUGAUGUUGAAGCUCCAAAUGGAUUUACACCCCUUCAUAUUGCUGCCAAGUAUGGAAAUCAAAAUGUGGCAGGGGUUUUAGUUCAACAUGGUGCCUCUAUUGACUACAAAACGAAGAAUUAUGUUAUUGCUCCUCUUCAUGUGGCGUCAAAAUAUGGAAACCUCAAUAUUGUUACACUGCUGGUUGAAAAAGGGGCCAAAGUCGACAUUCCUAACAAGGAUGGCCUUACUCCUCUUCAUUGUGCAGCAAGGGAUGGACAUGACAAAGUUGUAGAAUAUCUUGUAAAUAAAAAGGCGUCCAUAACAGCCAGAACUAAGCAUGGACUUACUCCUCUGCACAUGUCUUGCCAAGGAAAUCAUGUCAGCACAUCUGGACUUCUAAUUGAUAACAAGGCUCCAGUAAAUGCUGUCGCUACGAAUGGCCUGACACCUCUCCAUAUCGCGGCGCAUUACGGUCAUGUAGACAUCGCUGAGUUAUUGCUGAAUCGCAGUGCUGACACUGAUGCAAGAGCUAGGAAUGGAUUUACUCCUCUUCAUGUGGCAUGCAAGAAGAAUCGUGAACAGGUUAUUCAGUUGCUGUUGAAGUACGGUGCAAAUGUCCACUCUGCUAAUGAGGGUGGCCAAACUCCCAUGCACGUGGCAACAUACUAUGGAAAUGUAACUUUAGUUCUCAUCCUUCUGCAACAUGGGGGUUCUCCUGAUAUUACCAAUGUGAGAGGUGAAACUGCCCUCCAUAUUGCCUGCCGCAGACGAGAGAUAACAAUUGUGAGGCUUCUAUUGAGGAAUGGUGCAUCAGUUGAUGCCAAGACCCAGGACCGUGAAACUCCAUUACACAUCGCUGUUAGAACAAAGAAUGUUGAGAUGGUCAAUCUUCUUCUGGAUCAUGGGGCUUCUCCAGAUGCCAUAGAUAAGAACAAGUGCACACCUUUGCACAUUGCGGCCAGGGAUGGAAAUGAGGAACUUGUUCAGAUUCUUUUGGAGCAUAAUGCUUCAGUAACUGAGCUGUCCAAGAAAGGAUUUACUCCUCUUCAUGAAGCUGCCAGAAAUGGCCAUGUUAGAAUUGUGGAAAUCCUACUAAAGAGCUAUGACAGCCCUGACCCAGAAGGAAAGCAUGGACUCACACCUCUACAUGUAGCAACUCACUACAACCACGAUAAAGUUGCCACUUUCCUUUUGGAUAACAAUGCCAAUCCUAACGCCAUGGCAAAGAAUGGAUUUACUCCUCUGCAUAUUGGAGCCAAGAAAAAUAGAAUAGACAUCGUUCUGAUACUGUUGAGACGUGGAAUGGACCCUAAUGUCGUAACACAGACUGGCAUCAGUCCGUUACAUUUAGCCGCCAAGGAAGGACAUGUGGAGCUGUGCGAACAUUUGGUGGAGAAUGGAGCGUCACCUGGCCUCACCACUAAUAAUGGACUCACUCCUCUGCAUCUGACAGCAAGAGAAAACAGGAUUGAUGUGGCGAAACUUCUGCUGAAGCACAAUGCGCCGAUAAACGCACAGACUGUGAGUGGUUUUACGCCGUUGCACAUCGCCUGUGUGUAUGGCCAUUUUGAGCUGGCCAGGCUGUUAAUUGAAGCAGGAGCGGAGAUUGAAAGCAAAACAAAGUAUGGUUACACAGCACUGCACCUGGCUGCACAGUAUGGCCACAAACUGAUUAUUGAGCUGCUUUUGGAACGUGGAGCCAAUCCGAACGCACUGACUAAUGAGGGUUACACAGCACUUUACAUCUCCCAGCGAGUUCAUCUGAGCACUUUUAUCACAGAAAGACUGUCUGAAGUUACGGUAGUCACGCAGACAAUUAGAUUAAGGCGAAGACCGGGACAAGAAGGAGAUGAAGCAGAUGGCGAAGAAGAAGAGGAACCUGAUAUCGUCUUUAGCGCAGAACCCGAAGAGCUGGAGGAAGAGGAAGUCCUCGAAGCUCUGGAGCUUGUUGAAGAAGAUCCAUCAAUUACUGAAGAAUCAAUCGACCGCUACAUGACAAUGGAAGACAUGGUAGAAGAUGAUCACCGCUCGCCAGGACUGGCGCACAGAGACUCCGGAAUUUUCAGCUCCUCUCGUUAUUCUGGAGCCUUCCUCGAGGGAACCCCGACCGGCUCCAGAGCGUCAGACUUAGAUCACUCUCGUUUAUCCGACUUUAACGUAUCGGAGAGCAUAACGACUUCGGAAAUGAUCGUGACAGAGUCGGAACUUCCCUCAAGUUUGGCGGACAUGGCCGAUGAUAAUGUACCGAAGUAUGAGCCCCUAGUAACGGGAGAUUUCCUAGUGAGUUUCUUGGUUGACGCGAAAGGAGGCAAAAUGGAGAGCUCUCAAACAGGACUGAAAAUCACUCUGCCGCCAAGAUCAUGCCAGAUGCCGACUAGAAUCACUUGCAAACAGCUACGACCGAACAAGCCUUCUCUGCUGCCCCCACUAAUGGAGGGUGAGGCAUUGGCCUGUCGCGUUCUGGAUGUGAAUCCAUCAGGUGUGAAGUUUCUUCAGCCGAUAUAUCUCGAGUUACCGCACUUCUCUGCGCUCAGGAACGGAGAGAGAGAACUAGUUGUACUGAGAACUCAAGACGGAGGAUGGAAUUGGGAUGAAGUGUGUGUUGAAGACAUGAAAGCCAUGGAUGGUUACAGCUCAGACAUGAACAUUCAUCAAGGCUUCUUGCCCAGCAAGAGAUAUGCGCGCAUUGAGACCCAGGACUUCCCGGAGAAGUUCUGCAUCAUGUCGAGACUGAAAAAAGAAAGCUUCGUCGUUGGUUCUCGAGGCGAAAUCCUUAAAUGUUCGGCCCAUCCCGAAGUACAAGUGAAGGUUCCUGAGGGGGCUGUGUCAAAUGGGACAAAGAUAACCUUGCAGGUUCAGCCAGCGGAUGAAUCCUUUAACGACUUCGAAGACUGGGUGGCUGUGAGCCCUGUGCUUACAAUAGAGCCACAGGACCUUAAGUUCUCCAAACCUGUGACAGUUAUUAUCCCCACCCCACUCUACAGCCCUGGUGGAGAGACUUUCGAUAUGCAGCCUUCUUUGAGGUUACUCACGUGUGAGCCACGGGAUAACAGGAAGUCUAUGUCCCAUGCCCCCACGUACCAGUGGUAUGACAUCACUGAUAACACGCCACUGACCGUGGUGAAGGAGUACGCUAGUUUUACAACAAGUCGCCCCGCAAGGUACUGGCUUGUAGAAACCCGUAACCCAGACAACGUGACGUCAGAUGCGCGCCUGUUGUACCGCAAGUUAACCGCUGUACCUUUCUUAGUAAAAAUUGUCGUAUUUGCCAAAGUUAACCCCGAAGGGACAGAAGCCCGUUUGAGAAUUUUCUGCAUUACGGAUGAUAACAUCGACAAAACACUUGAGCGCCAGACUGGUUUCGUGGAAGUGGCCCGCAGUCGUGAUGUGGAAGUUUGCGAGGGAAGACCAGUGCACGUCAGGUGUGUAGGAAAUUUGACUCCUGUUACCCGUGAGCCUCUACAAAUCACGUUUUCUCCUUUCCGUGAGAACCGCCUUGCUGUGACUGUGCGCGUGACCGACCCGUCCCAGCCCUUCACAUGUCGGCUGGCAUUCCUCAAAGAACCUCGUAAAGAUCGCCAAGGAAACGUGCGCACCAUCUGUAAUUUGAGCAUCGACUUAUCUGAGGAGAACUUGAAGAAAAGUGAUGCUGCGUGGCUUCCUGAUGAAUUGUUGGCAUUGAUCGGCAAAAAUGUUGGACCAGACUGGGUUGCACUUGGGCAGCAGUUAGGGUUGACAGAUUCAGAACUGCAAGAAAUUUCCGACAGAAAUUCUUCUUCGCCCAUCGAGUGCGCCACUGAUGUUAUGAAGACUUGGAGAGAUAAGGAAGACUCCGAAGCUAGCAUGGCGUCCCUCGAGAAAGCUCUGCGUGAUACGGGACGAAGUGAUAUCGCUGAUAACUUCAAACAACUUGCCUACAGCAGCUACUCCAAAGACCCUGUAGUUGUCGUGGAAACGCGCCAUUUUUCCCCAAGCAAAGUGUCUACACAGAGCUCGGCCCCAGGUAACCGCAGAAUUUCUGAGUUCCUGGACUCAGUGGGUGAAUCUGACGACAUGUUUGGCGGUGACGAGAUUGGCUCGCCUCGUCUGCAGCGCGCUUCAGUUGACGGGGAAGAGGUGUUCUCAGAAGUGAGAACCAUAACAGUGGAAAGUUCACCCGAGCCAAUUAUAGAAGAGUCUGUGAUUGUCGUAGAGAAACACAGAGUCGUGGACGAAGAUGGCAAUGUUAUCGAAGAAACCCAGAAAAUUAUUGAAGAUGGCAACGAAGUGACGGAAGACAGAGAAAAAUUGCUGCAGGAUUUUUUCGCGAAUGAUAAAGGUGUCCUAGAUUUCCUCACCAGCGACAAAGAUGGCACAGUUGAAAACGGAGCAGAAGAAACCGAAAUCUGAAGAGAUGAUUUAAUGAGUAACGGAGCAAGACGUGAAAUACAUUUACGUGAUAGGUUAUGAAUUAAUAAGGGACAGUGGUUUGGUAAAGACUUAAGAGUCAAAUGCACAGAUAAAAGAGGAAAAAUCUCCGCCUCUGGUGAUAAGAGUUCUUUCAGAUUUAAUAUUCAAAGCGCCUUGUUGUAAAGUUUUGUGUAUGAAAAAGGAAUUGUUGAGAAUUCAAAAUCUCGUUAGAGAGAGAUUUUUAAACUGCAGCCAUAAGCAAGAUAUUCCAGCUUGUGUUAAGUAGUUUUAAUUCAUUUCAUUCAUCAUGCGAAGCAUGUUUUACCAUCCUUUGAAUACGUUAAUUCUUAUCUCAGUCCUGAAUAUUUCAGCGUUUGCAGUUUUAAGUCGAUAAGACGUGGCUAGGUUUAAGAUAUUUUUAAGUUUUAAGACGUCGCAGUCUUCAUGUAGUGGACUGUCACGCAAUGAAGUGUUGCGUGACUCACCAGGCAUUUUUUUGCCAUAAUGGAGGAUCAUUUGGCUUUUUGUUUUCUUUGCGAUUUUAUCGUAGUUUUGAUUUUAUCCCUUUCUUUGUUCCUCGCAGAAAAACGUUAGUGUAACUUAGCAAGCAUAAGUUCUGUGAGGUGUGUCUGCUGUCUGAUUGUUUGCCUGCUGAAUUUGUAUUUGCUGUCAUCACAAACUGUUUCUAAAGAAUUUAGUUGGACGUAGACAGGGCUACCUCAAUUUAGAAAAUCUAGUAUGCUUCGUUAAACACAGUAAGUUUUCGGAAAAUUUCUAACUAUCGCCAUUAUCCGAUCAGAAACGUCCUCGGAAACUCUCUUGUAGACUUGGUUGCCACACGGCCUAUGAAAAGCAAAUAGUGAGUUUAGAUUGUGACUAGUUUUUGCCAAGCAAAUUUAAGGAUAUUUGAGGGGAAUCAUUUCGGAAGUUGUGAGGUUCUGGUUUCCCUGAGAACGUAGCGCUGUUAAGUGGAGAAUCUGCUCAAGAAAUAUGACAGAUUUGUUUAUAAUUUUGCUUAGGUUUUCCUAUUUUUCAGAUUAAACCAACAGCCGGAUAUGGCUCUUAGCUAAGAUAGCGUACAUAAAAUGGUAUUCAAAAUUUAGAAUACGAAAAUAAACUGUCUGUACUCUA
Molecule: messenger RNA, 6242 nt
Organism: Pocillopora damicornis (cauliflower coral)
Lineage: Eukaryota; Metazoa; Cnidaria; Anthozoa; Scleractinia; Pocilloporidae
Biological process (GO): signal transduction
Cellular component (GO): cytoplasm
Molecular function (GO): protein binding
Source: RefSeq, a predicted model, not a curated record